This is a messenger RNA of Motacilla alba alba, 2673 nucleotides long. RefSeq names its product glutamine-rich protein 2-like. The coding region runs from base 179 to 1963 and encodes 594 amino acids. The transcript has 17 exons. The record is from RefSeq and is a predicted model, not a curated record. Lineage: Eukaryota; Metazoa; Chordata; Aves; Passeriformes; Motacillidae.
CAGAGGGUCGUGGUGGAGGAGUCUGUAUCUGGGGGAAGCAGGAGAAGUCAUGACUCCCCAGUGGGACACAGUCCUGACCAAAAAAGAAGCAGCUGAAGGGCCUGAUGAAAGGUUCUUUAAGGCAGACCCAAGUGGGCAGGAAGGCUUGUGACAAAUCAGGGACAGAGUGUGUGCAGUCAUGGCAACAUCCCUGGACACACUCAGCCUCUCCCAGAUGCUGGAUCUGGCCAUUGGGAUGCCCAACAAUGGGGCGGUGCAUUUUGCGGCCAUGCGCAAACUGCUGCAGACCGUGCUGGAGCACCUGGACGUGCAGUACCUGACCAGCCAGGAGCCGUGGCCGGGCCAGCUGAGUGGCCCCUCGCUUGCUGACGUGGCUGCUGAAGUCAAGGAAGUUAAGAGGGAGAUGGAAGACUUCAAGAAGCACAUGUCCAAGUCCCCCAGGGCAGCAACAAUGAAGAAGGCCCAGGAGGCACCAGAUGAGUCCCCCAGGGCAGCGACCAUGAAGAAGGCCCAGGAGGCACCGGAUGAGGACAUGUCUCUCUCCCUGGAUCUCGAUGAGGAGGUUGGCAUCAUAAAGAUGACACAGAACCGCAUGGCACAGACGGUUAAGGAGCUGGCUGCCUCAAUGAAGAAGCUGGAGGAGGACUUAAAAAAGCUGAGGGAGGAUGCAGCCAAGUGGAAAGAAGAGAGCAGCAACGAGAUCUCUCAGCAACUCGAGGCUUUGCUGGAGGAGACAAAGCGUGAGCUGCAGAAGAUGGAAGAGCAGCAGGAGAUGAGGAAGGCCAUGCUGGAGCAGCUGGUAGCUGAGACAACCAGCAAGCUGGCUGAGAUAGGGGAGAUGAUGGAGAGUGUGCAGGAGGAGCAGGAGAGGAUAAAGGCAGAGUGCUCCAACUGCUCCUUCGACAUCAAUGAGCAUUUGGGGGAGCUUCUCCAGCGCUGCGAGAAACUCCAGGAGCAGGUGGAAUCCCUGGAGUCACGGCAGAUGGCCAUGGGAAAGCUCAACAGAAUGAUGAGGAAUUGGGGCCAGGAUACAGAGAAGAUGCAGCCCAAGGAUGCAACAGUUGUGCAGAUGCAAAGGGACUAUGAGAAGCUCAGCUUCAUCUCGGGGACCCUCCAGAAGGACUCUGAAAAAAAGCAGAAAGCAAUCGAGAUGCUGUUCCAGUCUCUGGAGAAGCUGCAGACAGAAAAAGCAGAUCAGCAGGACAUGAUGGCAGCGAUGGACAUGAAGGCGGACAAAGCUGCCCUGGGCCGCAAAGUCAAUAGCAGCCAGUUUGAAGCAAAUAUGGAGCGUCUGGAUGAGAGGCUGCAGGAGUUGCAGAGCCAGAUUUCAGGCCAGGAGCAGCAGUGGAACAAUACGCAGCAGCAGCUCAGCCUUGUGGAGGAGGAGAAGCUGGAUCGCCAGGAGCUCAAGACUUUCAGUAACCAGAUGGAGGAGAUGUGGAAGAGAAGCAUUGAGGAUCUCAAGAAUGAGAUGAAGAAGGGUGACAGUGGUGCUGGGAUUAAGAAGCAGCUGCCGGUCCCUUUCACGUGCCUGUCCUGUGACCGCAUGCUCACCGUGCAGGUUCCUGGCCAGUACCCCAAGACCCUCCCGUAUUUGCAGCCGCUGCCCCCCAGCAAGGAGCCCCAGCACGGCCCAAGGAGGCCAGUGGUCCGUGGCGGUGGCUCCCAUGUGCCACAGAGCUCUGGGGACCAUCAGAGCAGCAGUUUCAAACUGCCACCAAUUCAGGAUUGUCUCCGGAAUAAGGCACUUCUGCAGGGACUCGUGACCCUCCCCAACAAGCCCAGAGUGACCCAGCUGCUGGGCAGUGGUGGACACGUCCCGAGGGGCCGCAGUGACCAGCUUCCUGUGGUGAUCAGGAGUCUGCAUGAGCCAGGCCCUGCCACCUCACGGGAUCACCCCAGGCACAGCCCCCCGACACGGCACCAGGGCACCAGGGCUCCUCCAGCCACUCCAGCCCCGUGAGACUUCGACAGCCCUCCAGUAGCUGGACAGGACUGGGAACCCAGUGCUCCACCAGGAACGUCUUCUCAGCAGAGAGAACACUCUGUGACAAUUGUUGUCAGAGAAAUAACAUUUUCAUUCUAUUAGGUUAAUAAAAAACCUUCAGGAAGAAAGGCAGAGCCUUUUCCCACUGUCCCUGAAAACAUUGGGGUAAAUCAAACUAUCUCACACUAGUUCUUCUAUUAGGAAUCAGGCAUUACUUUAUUCCCAGCACCGGGGCGCAUGGGAAUAGCUCCACUCAGAAUGCACACCCACUCUCUAAGCUUUUAAUUAUGUCAUAUGAGCAAAGAAAUUAAUGCUCAUUGCCUAUAAAUUACAUAUUUGUCUUCAUUAAUUUCUAUUCUAUCUUCCAUUUCUUUUUGAUUUCUCAAUUCUCAUGCUGUUGUCAGGUGAAGAAUUGCUUGCUCCUGGCCGGCUCCAUACCAUGCUCAUUUUGCCAAGUCCAUGGAACCACACCAUCAAAAGCAGGAUAAACACUUCUCAAGGAAGGCAGUAAAUCUGCAGUCCACUGAGCUAAGGUUGCACAAAUUAAAUAACUGGCCAGCUCUGCCAACUUUUCUCCUCAUUUGCAAAGAAGCACCCUUUCACCAGGUGGUCAGAUAUGGCUGUGGGUUCACCAAGCACCCGGGGCCGCCAAAGAGACUCCCAGGGCAGAAGAAUGUAUGUGCUAA